Molecule: messenger RNA, 1276 nt
Organism: Harmonia axyridis
Lineage: Eukaryota; Metazoa; Arthropoda; Insecta; Coleoptera; Coccinellidae
Gene: Lst8
Product: target of rapamycin complex subunit lst8
Exons: 6
Coding region: 91-1041 (316 amino acids)
Biological process (GO): regulation of actin cytoskeleton organization; TOR signaling
Cellular component (GO): TORC2 complex; TORC1 complex
Molecular function (GO): protein binding
Source: RefSeq, a predicted model, not a curated record
ACUAUUCUAUGGCUUGUCUAACCUAAUUUGAAUAUUGUUUUGUUUUUGUUGGAUGUUAUUCUGAUUGUAAUUUUUAGAUUGAGAAUUGAAAUGAGAUCUUACGAGGAAAACGAUUCGUUAAUUUUAGCUUCUGGAGGAUAUGACCACACGAUAAAAUUUUGGGAAACUGAUACCGGUUUCUGCAAACGAACAGUCCAACAUGCGGAGUCUCAAGUGAAUGCAUUGGAGGUCACUCCAGACCAAGUGUAUCUUGCAGCAGCAUCCUAUCAACAUGUAUAUAUGUAUGAUUUAGUAGCAAACAACUCCAGUCCAGUUAUAAAUUUUGAAGGGGCUACCAAGAAUAUUACAGAUAUAGGAUUUCAACAGGAUGCAAAGUGGAUGUAUUCUGGUGGUGAAGACUGUAAAGCAAGAAUAUGGGAUUUGAAAGAUUCUGCAUCUCAAGCACCAAGGUGCUACAAUGCUGGAAAUCCAAUCACCAGUGUCUGUCUUCAUCCUAAUCAAGUGGAACUGUUUAUUGGUGAUCAGAAUGGGAUUAUCCAUCGGUGGGAUUUGAAGACUGAUAAUACAGACCAAAUUAUUCCUGAGCAAGACGCUAUGAUCUUAGAUAUAGCCAUUGAUCCUUUAGGCCAUUACAUGGCUAGUGUAAAUUCCAAGGGAAGAUGCUAUAUAUGGGAAUUACAAGGUAGUUCUGAAGAACCAACAAAAAUCAAACCGAAGUUUAAGUUUGAUGCUCACAAUAAAUAUGCACUGAAGGUUUUAUUCAGUCAUGAUUCAUCGUUACUUGCAACAACAUCUGGGGAUCAAAGUUUGAAAAUUUGGUCUAUGAAAGAUUACUCCUUGAUACAGGAAUUCAAGCAAGAGGGCCAAAGAUGGGUCUGGGAUGCUGCUUUUAGUGGAGAUGAUCAAUAUAUAUUUUCUGCUUCAUCUGAUGGUGUUGUCAGACUAUGGAAUGUGUCAAACGGAAAUAUCGAGAGGGAAUAUGCUGGUCAUCAAAAAGCAGUUACUGCAAUUGCUUUCAAAGAUUCGUCAGUUUUACCAUGAGAGUACAAUAGUAAUCAUAUUCGAUAAAGAGGAAGAUCGAGAAAGAAGUGAAGUUUAUUGCAUUUGUUCUGUUUUACGCAUAAGAUAAAAAAUUCACUUGUUAGAACCUGUUUAAAAAGUAUUUGAAUCCAAAACAAAGUUAAGGAAUACAUGUAUUGUGAUAUUACAUUAUGUCUGACCAUAAACUAUUUAUGGAUUUCGUUGUAAAAAUUGUGAAUAUAUUAUGAUUUUUGAA